UUGGUUUGAAAUAUUUAAGUAUCAAAAGUAAAUCCUCAAAUGUUCUCAAGUAUCAAAAGUAAAGGUAAUUUCAAAUUCCUUAUAUUAAGUAAACCAGACAGAACCAUUUUCAUUUUAUUUAUGGUUAGCCAGGGGCAUGCUCCUAAACUCAGACAUUUUACAAACAAUGCAUUUGUGUUCAGCGAGUCCCCCAGAUAAGAGGCAGUAGAUGAUCAGGGAUGUUCUCUUGGUAAGUGUGGGAAUUUGACAAUUUUCCUGUCCUGCUAAGCAUUCAAAAUGUAAAAAUAACUUUUGGGUGUCAGGGAAAAUAUACGGAGUAAAAAAAUACAUGAUUUUCUUUAGGAAUGUAGUGAAGUAAAAGUUGUCAAAAAUAUAAAUAGCAAAGUAAAGUACAGAUACCCCAAAAAACUACUUAAGUAGUACUUUCAAGUUUUUUUACUCAAGUACUUUACACCACUGAUUAGACAUAGGCUACUGAGUGGAUGGUUACAGUUAUCGUCCUGAGACGUACUUCUUAUGCAUAGCCACAAGGGGUCGUAUUCACCUCGUCGGUGGGAGCACCAGCCUACACGAUCAGUGACACGAAAGCAUCCAGGGGCGGAGCUAAUUGAGCAAUUUUGGUAUUGGUUCGUAGUAUACUAGAACCAUACCCAAUUUACUGUGUGGGUUACCGGUGGCAUGUCGGUUGCAUUUUUUCCUAGCUUUAGCUUGCGAUAUGUGGAAAAGAGAUAAAAUGUCAUGAUAGAAGAAUUCGAGGCUGUUUGAACAGAAAAGUGCCUGACAAAUGUAUUGCUUGUUCUACAAUGUAUUGUACUCCAAGAUUUCAAGACUGGUCAGUAGUUAGUCAAGAGCAUUUGAGUCAGCAUCGUAUCAAGCACACAGAAGAAACAUUUGUGAGGUGCCAAUACACACUGUGGUCGGUCUCAAGGUCCAUUACAAUACCCUUCAAUGGCUUUUUUUGCGAAAAAGAAGAAAUCCAAGUUUCAGACACAUUUGACAUUGGAGGAGCUGACUGCAGUGCCUUUCGUGAACGGGGUAUUGUUCUGCAAGCUGAGAUUGUUGGACGGUGGAGACUUUGUUGCAACUUCAUCAAGAGAGGAGGUUCAGGAGAACUGUGUUUGCUGGAAGAAGAGGUUUACCUUUGUGUGUAAAAUGAGCACCAACCCCACGACUGGAGUGCUGGAUCCCUCCAUCUGUCGGGUCUCUGUGCGGAAGGAACUCAAAGGAGGAAAAACAUAUUCAAAGCUGGGUUUUACUGACCUCAACAUGGCAGAGUUCGCUGGCUCGGGCUCUGCAGUCCGCUGUUGUCUGCUGGAGGGAUACGACACCAAGAAUACUAGGCAGGACAACUCCAUACUGAAGGUGACUAUUGGGAUGGCCCUCCUAUCUGGAGAUCCGUGCUUUAAAACUGCUCCCAGCACAGCCAAGUCCAUCUCCAUCUCAGGCCAGGACCAUGUCCUGCAGCUGGACUGUAAGGGGGAGGGCACUGGAACCCCUAACCGGCCCACUUCUCUGGGCCGGUCCAUGAAGCCCAGGCCCUCGAUCAUCAGCUCAGGUCUUCCAGAGGAGUCAGACCAGACCCAGGCAGCUAGCCCAGGGGAAGUAUUCCAGUCGGGGCACUCUCGCAACUCCAGCUAUGCCAGCCAGCUGAGCAGGAUCUCAGGCUGCAGCACAGAGCACUCCUGCUCCUCUAGUAUGUCUGACCUCACACACAGGAGGAACACCUCCACAGGAAGCGGCACAUCUGGGGGCCUCAGUGUGACAGUAGACACUCCAACAGAGGGAGAGAGGCCAGGGAGACCCCCUCGGCCCGUCUUGCCAUCCAACAGACCCCCCAGGAGGAAGCAGGAUUCCGUGGAGAGCCAUCCCUCCUGGGUGAAUGACACCCGCAUCGAUGCCGACGAUAUUGUUGAAAAGAUCAUCCAGAGCCAGAACUUUGCUGACAUAAGUAACACUGAAGACAGUAACCUGCGACUGUUUGUCAGUAGAGACGGCACCACAUCCCUGAAUGGUUUACUGCGCAGUAACAGGGUGUGUGCUGGUGUGUAUGAGCAAGUGGUGAUAGAGAGCCAUUACGACUGGUGAAGAUUAAUUUUAAUUGAGGCCUCUGCAAUGAAGCUUGUGGACUAACUCUAAAAAUAUAAUGCAGUCAUCCUGGAGCACUGGCUGAGCUGGGAGCCAUGAGGAGGACAGUUUACACAAAUAUUAAUAACUAUCGGACAAAUGUAGUACUUUAAAGAAAAUACCAAUACAUUUUUUUAUAUGCUACUUUGUAAUGUAUUUUUCCCUUACAUGACCCAAGGCACCAGACCCUCUCUGUGAUGACCGUGCUAGUCUCGUCACCACUGAAGGAGAUCUGGUGAUGGAGAAAGUCCUCAGCACUGUCUGACUGGUGUUUGUCCAAUUUAGACUGUAGUACUUUGGCUCCCUCUUGUGGAGAAAUGGCUUACUGAGGGAUCAGUCUCUUUUCUUCAACCAACUAUCUCAAUGGCAUACUCCCAGGAUUCCUCUCCCCUCGUCCACUCGUUUCCUUCUCAAAACCCAUUGGAUGAGAAAGCCAGAGGUCCCUCCCUUCUGACCUUCUCUUCCAAUGGGGUUUGAGAAGGAAACGAGUGGUUUGGGCAUACAUAUUCAACAUACUUUUACACUAGUAGAUGUCUCCAAACAUGAUCUUAUGAAGGAUCAUGAUUUGUUUGUUUUCCAACCAGCUGGCUGGUUUGUUGUAUUUUUAAAAUGGAUUUUAACACUACAAAGAUGGUGAAAAGGGUCCCUGUUGUAUUAUAUAUUUUAUAGAACGUCUCUCUCUCUCAUAUAUAAAAACUGUUCUCCUGCAUAUCUGAAUGUUAACUGUUAACCUUUCGAAUACUAUGUGACUAAAAUGACUGUUAUGGAUUGAAUGGUUGUAGGUCUGAUACACUUGUUCGGCGUAAACAUUUUUCAAUGUGCUGAUAACUAUCAUCUAUAAGUAGUCUGCCUAUGAAGACUGCCUUUAAAUAAUAUCAGUCUGUGUACAGUGCCUUCAGAAAGUAUUCACACCCCUAGCUUUCCUGUGUUUGAAGAGGGUUUUAAGCUAUGCACAAAGUCCCAGUGUCCUACACAGACAUUAACAAUGUCUAAUCUGGUCUUUUGUAAUAUUAUUUUAACAAAAUAAAAUGAUUUUAUAUUA
Oncorhynchus nerka (sockeye salmon) is the source of this 3166-nucleotide messenger RNA. RefSeq names its product early estrogen-induced gene 1 protein-like. The transcript has 12 exons. The record is from RefSeq and is a predicted model, not a curated record. Bases 949 to 2085 code for a protein of 378 amino acids. Lineage: Eukaryota; Metazoa; Chordata; Actinopteri; Salmoniformes; Salmonidae.